Pelobates cultripes (western spadefoot toad) is the source of this 390-nucleotide messenger RNA. The record is from the annotation of a GenBank genome assembly. NCBI's taxonomy places the organism in Eukaryota, Metazoa, Chordata, Amphibia, Anura, Pelobatidae.
AUGAGGCCAGAAAUGGUGACACACUCAGAUGGACCUUACCGGUGCUCCAGUGAAGCAUCCUUUGCUGAUAUCGGAGAGCUGGAGUUGCCAGCUAUCAGACGCAAUGCCACUGUGUCUCCUAUGAAGACUGCUGAGCAGCUUGUUACAGAGGGAACUCUGAAAACCCUCCUAGGAGACCUCAGCCGAAACAUUGCUGCAGACAUCAACGCAUUUAAGAAGGAGAUCAGUGGGGUAUCUGUGUGCCUCCAUGAUACAGAGCUUGCCACAACUGUGCAUGAGAUCCGACUCACUAACUUGGACAGUGAGCUGACAAGACUCAAACAUGAACAGUCCCAAAUAUUGAACUGCAUGGCGGCCAUGGAGGACCACAGACACUGGAAAAAAUAUUAA